AUGGAUGAGAAACCGAUGCCUAGCCCCGUGUUGAGGGCGGCGAUCCUUAUCGUGUCGACAACAGCUGCCCAGGACCCCUCAACUGACUCGGCCGAUGCUGCCAUCAGGGAUGUCUUUGAGACGGACGGCGGCAGCCAGUGGACAGUCACGGACUCGGCCAUCGUCGGUGAUAUCGUCGCCCAUAUCCAACGGCAGAUCAUGCUGUGGACUGACAACAGAAGAGAAGGAGAAGGAGACGCCGUCAACCUGAUCGUCACCACCGGCGGCACUGGCUUCGCCGUCGCCGACGACACUCCUGAGGCAGUCUCGCCUCUUCUCCACAAGGACGCCCCCGGUCUGGUCCACGGCAUGCUCGCUGCUUCCCUGGCCGUCACGCCCUUUGCAAUGAUGUCGCGGCCCGUCGCCGGCAUCCGGAACCAGACCGUCAUUAUUACGCUCCCCGGGUCGCCCAAGGGCGCCAGAGAGAAUCUCAGGGCCGUGCUCAGGAUGCUGCCCCAUGCCUGCCUGCAAGCUGCGGGAGCCAACUCUAGAGCCCUCCACUCAGGCGGCGUGAGAAGGCUGGAACAGGAGGCCCGAGUCGGGUCUGGUGCUGCCGACGGGCAUUCCCAUGCCCAUCACCACGGACACGAUCAUGCACACAGCCACGGCCACGGACAUGGCCACGGCCACGGUGGUCUUGUGCGGCACACCAAACCCAGCGAGAACCCCAAGUCGAACGACCCGAGUCUUGGACCGAGCCGUCGGCACAGAGAGUCUCCCUAUCCCAUGCUCUCGGUAGAAAAGGCCCUCGAGCUGAUCAAGGAGCACACCCUAGCCCCUGAAAUUGUCGCGGAAAAGGUGGGCAGCGCGCUGGUCGGCGCGGUACUCGCUCAGGAUGUGAAAGCCAGGGAGAAUGUGCCGGCGUUUAGGGCGAGCAUCGUGGACGGCUAUGCCGUCGUAGUUCCCCGCGACGGCGACAUGAAAGGCGUGUUCCCUGUCACCUCCGUGUCGCAUGCCGCCCCCGGAGAGGCUGCCGCUUUGAAGGAGGGCGAGAUUGCGAGGAUCACGACCGGCGCACCGCUGCCCCCUGGCGCCACUUCCGUCAUCAUGGUCGAAGACACGGUGCUGGUGUCGAUGACUGACGACGAGAAGGAGGAGAAGGAGAUUGAGAUCCUGGCAGACAAUGUCAAGGAGGGCGAGAACAUCAGGGAAGUUGGCAGCGACAUAAAACAAGGCGACCUCAUCCUCGGCAAGGGGGAGCAGGUGUCGACCUCCGGAGGCGAGAUCGGCCUUCUGGCCGCCACGGGCGUGGCCGAGGUGCAGGUCUACCGCCGGCCGACUAUUGGAGUCUUGUCGACCGGCGACGAGCUUGUCGAAUCCAGCCGCCCGGGCGACCUGCGGCUCGGGGAGGUCCGGGACACCAACCGCCCGACGCUGAUUUCGGCGGCCGAGGAGCAGGGCUACGAGGCCAUCGACUUUGGCAUCGCAAGCGACAAGUCGGGAUCGCUGGAGGAGCGCCUGAGGCAGGCGCUGCGCCAAACGGAUCUCGUCAUCACCACAGGCGGGGUAUCGAUGGGCGAGCUCGACCUGCUGAAGCCCACGAUAGAGCGCUCCCUCGGCGGAACCAUCCACUUUGGCCGCGUGGCCAUGAAGCCCGGCAAGCCGACGACGUUUGCGACAGUGCCCGUCAAGGACAACACCGGCGAGAGGGUUUCCAAGGUCAUCUUCUCUCUGCCAGGGAACCCGGCCUCGGCGCUGGUCUCGUUCCACCUCUUUGUGCUCCCGUCUCUGCACCAAAUGUCCGGCAUCUCUCCCCUGGGUCUCACACGAGUGCUUGUGACGUUGUCCCACGACUUCUCCCUAGACAAGGCUCGGCCCGAAUACCAGCGAGCUAUCGUUUCCAUUACCAAGGACGGAACACUUUCUGCGACUAGCACAGGAGGCCAAAGGAGCUCCAAGGUUGGCAGUAUGAAGGGCGCCAAUGCUCUCCUUUGCCUGCCGAGCGGCCUAGAGCCGCUACAAAAGGGAACCAAGGUCGAGGCACUGUUGAUGGGUGACAUACGAAGUAGUUUAUAA
Molecule: messenger RNA, 2055 nt
Organism: Lasiosphaeria miniovina
Lineage: Eukaryota; Fungi; Ascomycota; Sordariomycetes; Sordariales; Lasiosphaeriaceae
Product: gephyrin
Exons: 2
Coding region: 1-2055 (684 amino acids)
Biological process (GO): molybdenum incorporation into molybdenum-molybdopterin complex; Mo-molybdopterin cofactor biosynthetic process
Cellular component (GO): cytosol; cytoplasm
Molecular function (GO): molybdopterin molybdotransferase activity
Source: RefSeq, a predicted model, not a curated record